This is a messenger RNA of Gossypium arboreum, 4281 nucleotides long. RefSeq names its product probable pectate lyase P59. The coding region runs from base 2782 to 4104 and encodes 440 amino acids. Gene Ontology annotation, molecular function: pectate lyase activity. NCBI's taxonomy places the organism in Eukaryota, Viridiplantae, Streptophyta, Magnoliopsida, Malvales, Malvaceae. The record is from RefSeq and is a predicted model, not a curated record. The transcript is spliced from 12 exons.
CUAUUCCGUAGGCUCACCUUAAACACAUGUUUGGUUAAAUGGAAUGCCUUAUUACGGGCUUAUUCCAUUACGCGCUUGUGCAAUGAAUGUCUGAUUUCUAUUCUGUUUCUUCACCAGCGAUUACUUAUUCGGUGUUUAAGGAUACUUUCACGCUCCCCACUUUGCUCCCCAUUUCUUCGGCGAUUCUCUCUCACUCUGGGUCUCUUUCCGACGUUUUCCUGUCAUUCUUUUUUAGCUGCGGGAAUCCACAGGCAAAAAAAACACACGCUAUAGUAGGAAGAGAGUUUUCGGAGAGAGAAAUCCUAUGUUUUCUCUGCCGUUUCUGGUUUUUGUGAUUUUUGAAAUUCGCUGCUUCAGCGGAGACUCAUUUCAGGCAUUAUGGGGGAUGGGCAGCACCUAAUAUAUACUUCUUGGGGUAUGCUGUGGUUGUAAAGCUUGGCAAUAUCCGUAUUGGUGGACUUUCCGGAAUUUACUAUGCGGGACACCAUGAAAGGCCACCUUAUAAUGACAAUACUAUCAGGUCUGUGUAUCAUGUCCGGGAGUACGAUGUUCACAAGCUUAAGCACCUAGAGGAACUGUUUUCACAUGAUUCGCCACUCAGCAUCACUGAUUAUGGGAACUGGCAACAACUUGUUCGCUACAAAAAACAUUUCAAAGAUGAGAUCCAGCAAGGAACUCUUGGAAGCAAACCUGCUGCUCAGCUGCUCGAAAAACUCAAACCAACGUAUUGGUUUUGAGCUCACUUGCAUUGCAAAUUCACCGCUCUUGUUGAACAUGAAGAGGGUGGUCGAGUGACAAAAUUUAUUGCACUCGAUAAAUGCCUUCCAGGGCGCAAGUUCUUGCAGAUUGUUGAUAUUGAUCUCAUCUAGGACCUUAUGAGGUUCAGUACGAUGAAGAAUGGCUGGCAAUAACGCGGAAAUUGAACUGUGUCUUUCCUUUGACCUUCCGACGUGGAGACGUUGGGUGUGUGUAUAUAUGACAUUUUUGUUUUGACCAUGCCACUCAUCUCACUCUCUAUCUCUCUUGGGAGAACAAAGCUCGACAUGCAAGAUUGUCGUCAAUGGGUUAAGAGCAGGAUAGAAGACAGAGGAGCCAAACCUUGUGAAUUUUCUCAAACAGCUCCACCUCACAAACCCUCUGAUUCAGUUUCAAACACUAAUUUUUCUGGUUCUCCCGGUAAUCCUCAGACUGUAUCUUUCUUGGAAUUGCUAGAUCUUCUUUAUGUUUCUUCAUAAUGCAUCGGACUCCAGGGAUACUCCUACUUCAUUGCCUCAAAAGGGAAGCUGUAUGACUAAGUCCGAUACAAUCUCAAAGAAAUAGCUUUCCCUUCUUCAUUGCCUGAUCCUCCCCACAUCAAACAGCACCGCAAAUUGACUUGGCACGAGCUCUUCUUGGUCUUGAAGGAGGCCUCUAGGCUUUAUGCUGCAGGUUGGGUAAGGGAAAUUGGUCCUGAUCUUAGACCAAACGAUUAUAAGAAGGAUGAUGGGACUGAAGGUAAAUCCAAUGGAGAUAAGAGUAGUAGUACAGAGACAGAACUUUCGACCUUGGAGGAUAUUGGUGAGGAACUUUACUUUGUGGUUUCUUAUCUUGAAAUGUUCUGAUGUAUAAGUUGUCUGUAAUGAAUCAAGAAGUAUAUAGCAUGACUUGAAAAAUAUUUGGCAUAUUAUAUGAGCAAUAAACCGUUAGAUUCGUGCUUGACACAUCUUAUGGAAUUAUCACAUAUGUUCAAUUACUUGGGAGGUUAUUGUACAACCAAAAUAUCUUUGAACUGAAACUCUAAAUUAACUAAAACCAAAUCAAAAACCCAAAAUCAAAAUUAAAAGUGAAAUCCCAAACCAACUCUAAAACUUCAAACCGAAAACCUUAACUCAAACCCAAAUCAAAAAUCCAAACUUAAGGUUUUCAACAUAUAUAGGUAACUACAUUUAUGGCUUUUUAAAACUAUCUAUUGUUUCUCAUUCAAGUCCAACUUCAAAUUAUUUCUUUCGAACAAAAUGUGAUCUAUGCAAUGGUAAGUUUUUCUAGCCAAAUUGAGUUCUAUCUUAGCAGAAAAAAACUCUUGAAGUAACCUACAUGAACUAGAAAACUUAGAAAUUAUGAGCAAGUUAUGACGGGUUUAAAUGUUUUUAGCCUCAAAUCUUAAGCUUUUGAUUACAAUUUUUGAUAAACCAAAUUUCUAAAUUUAGAAUUAUAUUUCAACUUUAAAUUAAUAUUUAAAACUGCAAAAUAUUUGAACUAACAUGAAGUUUUAGGAGUAAUGAUGGAGACCAGCACAACAUUAAGGCCAGUGAAUAGUACCAGAAUUGACAUAGGACGUGUUCUAUAAUCUAUGAGGCAUCUGGAACAUUAUUACUCAAAUAUUAAAAUAAUUGAGACAAAUUUUAUAAUAAAUCGACCUUUAUGGGAUAAAAAAUUAGUUAAUUUAUAUUAAUUAAUUAAAAUUUCAUUUAUAAAAUUGGAAGCCCCGGCUUAUGUGGGAUUUAAUUCUAAUCUAUUCUAAAAUCAUUGAAGUAUAACCAUUUCCCAAGAAUAGAAAUCGCAGCUAGCAUUCCCUCCUUUGCCGCGGCGAAGAGAAAGGGAAAAAUAUUGCUUUUCUCUAUUUUUAGGAUAUUUUUGUUGUAUUCAAAGGCACCACUUUGGUUUCCUCUUCAUAACUCCCUUUCGACAUAGGUUGCCGCUGGUCUUGGUAAUGUCUGCACCAGGACCUCGAGGCGUCUUGAAAAUAGUCUCUUUUAAUUUUGCCAGGAGCCGAAAUCCGAAGCAAAGCAAAAAGUGCUAAACAUGGAUGCUGCUGGCAAUCGAAGUUUUAAGUUACUAUUAUUUUUAUUUGCUGCCAUAAUCCCAGCCCUGCAAGGUCACAUCGGAGAAUAUGAUGAAUAUUGGAAACAACGUGAAUUGGAAGCUAAAGAAAACACCGAGCAGGCAUAUAACCCCAAUCCUGAGGAAGUUACCCAGCAUGUCAACCACCUUGUUUCCAGGUCGCUGAUGGGGCUAAAUAGUACAAGACGACAUUUGAGAGCAAGAAAAAAAGGCGGUCCCUGCGAUCCAACCAACCCCAUUGACCAGUGCUGGCGCUGUGAUCGUAACUGGGAGAAAAACAGGCAGAGACUGGCUGAUUGCGCCAUUGGAUUCGCACGUGGUACUAUUGGUGGAAAGUACGGAAGAAUUUACGUAGUGACCGAUCCUUCAGAUGAUGAUUUGUUAAAUCCUAAACCUGGAACCCUACGUCAUGCUGUGAUCCAGAAGGAACCUCUUUGGAUCAUCUUUGCACGAGCUAUGAUCAUCAGGCUAAAAGAGGAGCUCAUUAUGUCGGGUAACAAAACAAUCGACGCUAGGGGAGCCAAUGUGCAUGUGGCUUAUGGGGCUGGUAUUACUAUCCAGUAUGUGAGGAACGUUAUUAUCCAUGGCCUCCAUAUUCAUCACAUUGUUCCGGGCAAUGGCGGCAUGAUCAGGGAUUCCGUAAACCACUAUGGGUUCAGGACAAAGAGCGAUGGUGAUGGGAUUUCUCUUUUUGGAGCAACGAACGUUUGGCUUGAUCACCUUUCAAUGUAUAAGUGUAGGGAUGGUCUCAUUGAUGCCAUUCAGGGGUCAACUGCCAUAACAAUCUCCAACUGCCAUUUCACUCAUCACGACCAGGUGAUGUUGUUUGGAGCAAAUGACAACCACAAAAUGGAUGAGAAGAUGCAGAUCACUCUUGUUUUCAACCACUUCGGUAAAGGAUUGGUACAAAGGAUGCCGAGGUGUCGAUGGGGGUUUAUCCAUGUGGUCAACAAUGACUAUACUCAUUGGCUCAUGUAUGCCAUUGGAGGUAGUAGCCACCCUACCGUCAUCAGCCAAGGCAACCGAUAUAUUGCUCGACGUCACGUGGCAUCUAAGGAGGUGACCAAGAGGGACUAUGCACCACCAGAAGUAUGGAAGACGUGGAAUUGGAGAUCAGAAGGGGACCUGCUGCUGAAUGGGGCUUUUUUCUCUCAAUCCGGUGAUCCAAAAGCCAGCUCGAAAUUCAAAGGCGACACUAAGGUUUCUGCUAAGCCUGCUUAUAAGGUGGACUUACUUACAAAAGAUUCUGGAACACUUAUAUGUAUCCGUGGCCGAGCUUGCUAACAAUCACCAAUGCACCCAAGGAAAAACAUGGUCAGGGAGUUUGUCGGAAUUAUUAUGAUAAGAAAGAAUCGCAGACAAAAAACAAUUGAAUUGCAACAAAAUUGUCUGCAAUAGUUUUAUAUAUUUCACGCACCCCGUUUUGAACAAUGAAACAUGAGUUCUUCUAACAAAGAAAAA